GCUGUUGCUCUGCACAGUCACAGACGUGAGGACAUCCUGCUGCUAUCCAUCUCAGCUCUCUGCUCUGCUCCACCAUCUCAUCUGCAGGCAGGUGAAUCUCCUGAUCCGCUGUGAGAUGUCUCCUCUGGGACCGGCUGCUUUGAUCUUGCUCCAGCUUCUUUCCAGCUGGAAACCCGCAGCAUGCUCUGGGGCGGGCAUCGUGGGGGGGAAGGAGGUGAAGCCGCACUCCUGCCCCUGGAUGGUCUCUCUGCAGGUGCGCGGGCAGCAUGUCUGCGGGGGUGUGCUGGUGAAAGACCAGUGGGUCCUCACUGCUGCACACUGUGAGAGUGCGUUUGGGGGGUGCACUGCGGCGGAGGCUGUUUUGGGGGCGCACUCCCUCAAGAAGGACACAGACGUUCAGAGACUUCGGGUGCAAGCCUGCAUCAGCCAUGGCACCUUCAAGCCGGAGACCGUAGAGCACGACAUCAUGCUACUCAAGUUGAAGACGAAGGUAAAGAUGAAAAGCAAGAAGAUCAAGGUGAAAGAUCUUCCAAAGUCGGGUAAAGAUGUACCUGCAGGUACCAGCUGUCAUGUGACAGGGUGGGGAUUGACCAAUGGGAAACAUCCGUCAGACACCCUGCGGGGGGCGGAUGUGAAGAUUGAGGGGCGGGACCUAUGCAGCUGCUACUACAAAAGCAAACCUGUCAUCACAACGGAGAUGCUCUGUGCAGGGAACAAGAAGACCAAUGAGGACGCCUGCUCAGGAGACUCUGGAGGGCCACUGCUGUGCCAGAAGGUGCUUGUGGGCGUGGUGUCUGGCGGCACCGGGUGUGGAGACCCGAAGAAGCCGGGUGUGUACACCCGUUUGUCCGAAGGACAUCUGUCCUGGAUUAAAAAGGUUAUCAAGCAUCGCAGCAACAUCAGUAUUUCUCAGACAUUCACUUAACUCUGGACCAGCUGUCUGUACAGCGGACUGAAUGUCUCACACUUCUGUUUACCUGUGAAACUUUCAGCCUGGGUCAAAUACACCUCGGAUAUUAUUUGGAUUUUAAAGCAAUACAGAAAUGAAAUGUAUACAAAAAUACUCAACAUAUAUUAUCUUUAGCUUGAUUCCAAACAGUAUAAACUAGGUUAAUUGCUGGCAUUUAUCUUUCAUUUGACACAAUGAAAGAUAUGAUUUAUACUCAAGGCAUGGCAGCAUGAAUCAUGUUUAUCUGUGAAAAUUUUAAAUUAAACACGGGUUUCAUGCAGAAGAAAAUUUCAUUGAUAUUUGUUUUUAAUUGACAAUUAUUGUUCAUCUUUAUCUUAUUGAAUAUCAAAGAAACCAAAUCUAAGCAAUUAAGGAUUGAACAAAAUUAUGAACAAAACAUGAACCAAUGUUUUUUUACUUAGCAAAUGCAUUUAGCAAAAGUAUCAUUCCUCUUUUAGAAAAAGUUUAAAACUGCACAAUCUUACCCAAACCAACGGGCUAAAAUAAUCCUUCAUUCUUCACAAUAAGAAUCCUCCUUCAUAUACCGUAGGUCAUAUAGGUUAUGAGACAAUCCACCUGCAGUUCUGUGUUAAAUUGAAUUGUCUCUUUGUACAUGAAUGUAAACAUGUUUUGCAUUGAAUGUGAUGAUUGACUGCUCUUAAAAGAUUUGUAGAAAUAAAUCUAUGCUUCCCAGAA
This is a messenger RNA of Conger conger (European conger), 1645 nucleotides long. Its product is annotated as granzyme K-like. The transcript is spliced from 5 exons. Lineage: Eukaryota; Metazoa; Chordata; Actinopteri; Anguilliformes; Congridae. Gene Ontology annotation, molecular function: serine-type endopeptidase activity. The record is from RefSeq and is a predicted model, not a curated record. Gene Ontology annotation, biological process: proteolysis. The coding region runs from base 116 to 925 and encodes 269 amino acids.